AUGGAGAAAGUAAAGAUAUUAAAAGAAUACCUUGAAAAUAAUAAUUAUACAAUUAUUAAAGAGCAAGUUGGACAAUUAGUAAAAGAUGUUCAUGAAGUUGGUAGAAUUCUUUAUUAUUUAGAAUUGGAUACUAUUUUAAUAGAAGGUGAUAAUAUUUUAAAAAACAAUGAUGAUAGUCUUAUUCAAGAAAUUCCAAGGUUAACAUAUCAUAGUUCUUGGUUUCCAAAUGGUAAAUUGAUUUUAAAUAAACUUGCAAAUCUUCCAACACCAGGUAUUGUGUUGUCACAAUUUUGUAAUAUUUUCAAAAUAACUCUAAGAGAAUUAAAUUCUGUAAAAGAGAAAGACGAGGAAUCAAAUACUGAAUCAGUUUUACAUUUAAUUGUAAAUUCGAAUAAUACCAAAACCGAUAUGAAAAUCGAUCAAAUUAGAGAAUUAGUAAUGAUUGGAACAAAUAUUAAUAUCAUGGAGUAUAAUGGUAUUGAACAAUACACAAUUUUAGAUUGUGCGGCAUCAAAAAAGAAUAUAGAAUUAUUUAAAGCGUUAAUUGAUAUGGGUGCAGGUGAAAACGCUGCUCGUUCAAAUAAUUUCCAAUUUUAUAAAGAAUUAUCAUAUGAAACUAAAAUACAUAUUAAACCAUACAUGAAGAAAUUAUUACAAAGAAAUUUAAUGGUAUAUAAUAAACUUUGUUUUGAACAAUUAUUCCCAAAUAUUAAUUAUAAAAUUAAAACUGCAUCAUAUGGUAUUAGAUCAAUUACCCAUAAUCAAUUCAAAUUAUUAUUUUCUGACAAUAAUAAUUUUCCAUUUGGUAGUACAACAACAACAACAACAACUUCUACGAAUACAAAUAAUAAAUUAAAAUUAAUUGAAGAUGAAAAAUUAGGUUUAGCUAUGAUAGUUGAAUUUGAACCAAAAUUUCCAACAAUUGAUAAACUAAAAAAUAGAUUAAUUCAAGGAAUUUUAGGACUUGAUAUUUUCUUGGAAUCAGAGUUUUCAUUAAUUAAAUUUAAUAAAACAACUAUUUACCCAAUUUUAAUUAAAGAGCAUCAAGGUAGUACCAAAAAUAAUUUAAUUUUACAUGAUUUAAUUUUAUCCAAUGAUACAGAUAAAUUGAAUAAUUUAGAUUCUUCAAGUAUUUCAAAAUUAAUUGUUUCCUCAAUUGUAGUUAAUCCAAGUGGCGGAACAUUAUCUGAUUUUAUAGUUUCACUAAUUGGUGAUGAAAAUAAUAAACAUGCUCAAAAAUAUAAAUUAAUUCCAAUUAAUACAGGUUCAGCAUUUUCAGCAGCUGAUAAGGUUGGUACAUUUUUAUACUUUUUAAAAGAAAUGAAUGAUACAGUUCAUUCUGAUGUUAUAGAUAAAAUUGAAAAAUUAGAUGUACAUGAGUUCUUAUCAAAAUGGUUUGGCGCAAUUCCCACUUAUAAUUUAUUAUCACAAAAUUUAGUUUCAAAUAAGAAAAUAUAUAAUAUUGAGCAAGGACAAAAUGAAUACUAUGUUGGUGCUCAAUUUCAACCAGAUGAAAUAAGAUCUUUAUAUUCAAAAUUAUUUAAAUUAAAGAGUUCAUUAUUAAAGAAAAGAAAAAAACCAAUCACUCAUUGGAAAUUAUUAGAAAUACUUGAACCUAUAACCUAUUACAUAUAUAAAAAACAUAUUGAAAAAACAUCAAAUCAAUCACUUAUCAAAAGGUGUGAAGAAUUCUACCAAAAACAAAAUGUUCUACCACAACUAAGGAAUUAUAACCCAAAUUUACAAGUUGAUUAUCAGAUGGAAAUAGAUAAAAUCAAAAAUGAAGAAAAUUUAAUUAAGAAUUUAAAAUCAAAAUUUCCACAAAAUUUAGAAAAUAAGUUUUUAUUUAAUCAAUUAACUUAUAUAAAUGCUGAAAAGUUAUUUAAAUCUUUAGAUUUUUCAAAAUUAUCAAAAGAUCAAUUCCCAAAUUAUAUAAAGAAUUUAUUUGAAAAUCAAGAUGAAAUUAGAAAAUUCCAAAUUUUAAAUUGUAAAUUUUUUACAACAGAUAAUUUAUUAAAUUCAAAAUUUUUAAAUAGUAUUACAAAGUUAUCAAUAGUAAAUUGUUCAUCUUUCAAAGGAUUACAUGGAAAAUCUACAUAUUUAUUUGCCAAACUAUCAACUUCUUCGGAAUUUUUGAAAUUGAAAUCAUUGGUUGAAUUGAAAAUUAUAGGUUGUAAAGAAUUUAUAACUUUAAAAAUUGAUACACCAAAUUUAAAAUAUCUAUCAACUCGCAAUUGUCCAAAUUUAUCUGAUUUUGAUGUUAAAUCACCAAAAUUAAAGAAAUUAGAAAUUCAAGGUAAUAUGGUGGAUUUAAGAAAUUGGGAAUUCCUUGAAAUUUUAAUAGCAAAUAAUGUAACGGCAAUUGAAAAAAUUAAAAUUUCAAAUAAUAAAAAGUUAAAAGUUUUAGAUUUAGAUGGUUGUUCUUCAUUAUCAAAAAUUUCAAGUGAUUGUUGUUGUAAUGUUUUAGAAACAUUAAAAACGAAUAAUACAAUUAUUAAAAAUGAUAAUACUCAACUAUUAACAGAAUUAAAUAAUAGUAAAACGAUAUUUAUCUAUGGUGAUUGUAAUACUAAAAAUCAAUUAAAAUCAAUAAUUAUUAAAAAAACACAACAAUAUUUAAUUAUAAAUGAAAAACUUUAUAAAUUAAAAUUUGAAUGUGAAAAUUAUGAUAAUCAAACUAUUCCAAAAUCAAAUGAUUCAAUCUUAUUUUUAAUUGAUGAAAGCAUUCCAAUAAUUGAUGCCAAAAAUCAAAUUUUUAAACUAACAAAAGAAAUCAAUCAAUCAUCAAUUGUUAAUGUAAUCUAUUUUGGUAAUGAUCAAUCAUAUAUAAUGGUAUUAGAUAGUGAGGAAGUAAAAGGUGAACCUAAAAUAAAUAUUACUAAAUUCAGUGAAAAAUAUGGUAAAUACAAAAUUCAAUGCUUAAAAGAAAUUAUCGAGUGUUUCCUAAAUAAAAAACAAUUUCAACAACAAUGUAUAAAUAUUGAACAAACUUUAACUGGAAAAAUAGAUAAAGAAUUAAAUGAAAUUUAUUCAUCAUUUGAAUUAAAUGAAUUAAAAGUUGUUGAAAUACUUAAUAAAUUAGAAGGUUGGGAUUACAAUGAACUUUUUAAAUUUUUAAAUAUUAAAAUUAAUAAUAUUAAUAUUAAAAUUAAUAGUAAUAAUAAUAACAAUUUAAUUAUAAACUUAAAGAAAUUUUAUUUCAUUUGUAAAAUUCAAGAUGGUGAUAAAGUUGAUUUUUCAAAAAUAUUAAAAGAAUUAGAUAGACAAUUCCCUCAAAUAAAUAAUGAAGUACUAAAGUGUAGUGAAAAUGAAGGAUUAAUUAAUUUUCAAUUCACAUCUACAAUAUUAUUAACUAGAAUAAUUGAAUCAGGUUGUUUAUCAUCAUUUUAUUGGUUUGUUAAAAGAAAUCCUUUACUUUUGGAUGACAUUUCUUUAGAUGUUGAUAAAGAAUUUCAGCGUGAUGGAAGUCCAAUCUGUUUCUUGGUUAGAUAUAAUUGUAUGGAAAUAAUUAGAUGGUUAAAACGAAAUGGUUAUUUAAAUGAAUUAAUGUUAAAAGCAGCAAUAUUGAAAUCAUGUAGUCUUGGUAAAAUGAAAAUAACUCAACUUUUAUUAGAUUUAGGUGCAGACUAUACCUUUAUAUAUAGUGAUGAAGAUAAUUUACCAUUAUCACCAAUUUUCUUUGCUUUAAAUAGUAAUAAUAAAGCAUUGGUAAUAUUACUAGUUGAAAAGUCAAAAGAAAAUGGUGAUCCAUUAUUUAAAUUAAAAAAUUCAAGAGGGGAAUUAAUCACUCUAACCUCAAAAAAUCCUGAAAUUAAUCAAUACAUUUCUUUACAACAAAAUAAUUUUAAUAGAAAUAAAAAUAUUUAA
Dictyostelium discoideum AX4 is the source of this 3867-nucleotide messenger RNA. RefSeq lists its product as hypothetical. NCBI's taxonomy places the organism in Eukaryota, Evosea, Eumycetozoa, Dictyosteliales, Dictyosteliaceae. The record is from RefSeq and is a predicted model, not a curated record. The coding region runs from base 1 to 3867 and encodes 1288 amino acids. The transcript is spliced from 3 exons.